Messenger RNA from Hyaloperonospora brassicae, 687 nucleotides. Lineage: Eukaryota; Oomycota; Peronosporomycetes; Peronosporales; Peronosporaceae. The record is from the annotation of a GenBank genome assembly.
AUGAAACUCCCUCUUGGACUCUGCACGUUUUCGUUGACGCUGUCAAGCUCAGGUGCUCGUCCGUCGUUCGUGGCCCGUAUCCCAAAUGGCAACCAAGUGACGGGCAUUGCAGCAUUGGGCCACGUCAAUACAGUCGGUGGCGGCGCGACGAAUGACUUCGGCGACGCGUUCGAAGCUGCUGGCCACGAAUGGACACAAGAGCUGUGCCAAGCUGACUCGGACAGCGAUGGUGCAUCGAACGGACAAGAGCUGGGCGAUCCCUGUUGCACCUGGACGGCUCGCGCGGGAUUCGACAGCUCUUCUUCCCCGGCCACACUGUCGUCCCCGACACACCCCGGUGUUGCAAACAGCUUUACAGAGUCCCAGCUUGCUGCAAUGGUCUGUGGGGCUGCAGAAGCUGAACUUGACGUCAUGUCUUUGACUGGAGCUGCCUCGUCGAUUGCGUCCGAGUCGGCUUCCGGAUCACUGGCAUCGUCAUCGUUGUCAUCGUCACAGUAUGGUGACAGCAGCGGCAGCGUUUCUGACGACGGCAUGGCUCAAAAAGACCAGACUCGAGGCUUUUCUGGCCCAGCCGUUGACCGAACGGUGCCACCUCCGACCACUUCGGACGCUCCUGUUCAUUGCUCGACUUUUGCCAUGUCUGUCUGCUUUUGCUUUUCAGUCGCCCUAGCGCUCGCUGCGAAUUAA